Quercus lobata is the source of this 1440-nucleotide messenger RNA. RefSeq lists its product as uncharacterized. The transcript is spliced from 4 exons. The coding region runs from base 1 to 1440 and encodes 479 amino acids. NCBI's taxonomy places the organism in Eukaryota, Viridiplantae, Streptophyta, Magnoliopsida, Fagales, Fagaceae. The record is from RefSeq and is a predicted model, not a curated record.
AUGGAUGCAGUUACUAGCACAAAAACUUCAUCUCAAGAAGUGCCAAAUGCUGAAUGUCCUUUUUGUCAAUAUGUGACUAAAGUAGAAAAACCACCUGGUGCUAUCAGACAGGAAGGAAGUGAUAGUACAAAUCCGGUUGAUGGUAAGAGGAGGAAGGUGACUGGGAUUUCUCCUAUUGAGAAAGCAUUCCAGAAUACUGCUAGACAUGAAUUGGAUAGUAGAAUUGCUAGGAUGUUUUACACUGGUGGGCUUCCAUUUAACUUUGCAAGGAACCCAUAUUAUCGUAAUUCCUAUGCAUAUGAUGCUACCCAUAGCAUCCCAGGUUAUGUUCCUCUUGGAUACAAUGCCUUGAGAACAACACUUUUACAAGAAGAAAAAGCUCAUAUUGAAAGACUCUUAAAACCAAUUAAGGACUCUUGGCUUGAAAAUGGUGUAAGCAUAGUUUUUGAUAGAUGGUCAGAUCCACAAAGGAGGCCUCUUAUUAAUAUUAUGGUUGUAUCAGAUGGGGGUCCAGUGUUUAUAAAGGCAAUUAAUGGGUCAGGUGAGUUCAAAGACAAACAUUAUAUUGCUAGGGUGCUGAAGGAUGCUAUAAAAGGGAUUGGACAUGAAAAAGUUGUCCAAGUCAUCACUGAUAAUGCUAAUGUGAUGAAGUCUGUUGGAGCUCUUAUUGAAGCAAAAAACACUGAAAAGAAUGAAGUUAUAUAUGAGGAAUGUAGUUGGAUUACACGUAUUGCUGAUGAUGCAUCCUUCAUACGUGUUUUUAUUAUGAACCAUUCAAUGAGGCUGGCAAUGUUUAAUGAAUUUAGUCCAUUAAAACUACUCCAAGUUGCUGAUACUAGAUUUGUUUCGGUUGUUGUAAUGCUGAAAAGGUUGAAGUUGAUAAAAAGAUGCCUUCAAGCCAUGGCUAUUAGUGAGCAAUGGGCUUCUUAUAAGGAGGAUGAUGUUGGAAAAGCUCUAAAGGUGAAAGAUAUGAUUCUAAGUGAUCUUUGGUGGGAUAAAGUUGAUUAUAUCCUAGAAUUCACAGCACCUAUUUAUGAUAUGCUACAAGUAGCCGACACAGAUAAGCCUUAUCUUCAUCUUAUGUAUGAGAUGUGGGAUUCAAUGAUAAAGAAGGUGAAGGCAGCAAUAUAUCAGCACGAAGGCUUGAAAGAUGAUGAGUAUAGCUCAUUUUGGAGUGUGGUGUAUGAUAUACUCAUUGAUCGAUGGACUAAAAAUUGUACACCACUACAUUGCUUGGCCUAUUCCUUAAAUCCUAAGUAUUACUCCAUUGAAUGGCUUUCGAAGAAUCCAAAACGCAUCUCUCCACAUCGGGAUCAUGAAAUUUCUAUAGAAAGGAGCAAAUGUUUGGAUCGAUACUUUGAAGAUAAGAGUGAAUUAAAGGUGGUGAAGUUUGAGUUUGCUGCAUUUUUAGAGGGAGGUUUCCUUCACCAGCUGCCUUGA